UUGGGGGAAAUAAAUAAACCCUUGUUCCAGAAAACAUGAAGAUCCUUUGUUCUCCUCUGAGUAUGUGUGUUCUGCUCUUGGGGAGCUUGGUUGCUCUUUCUUCAUCUCUUCCACGGAGGUCCAGCAAGUAUGGGAACUCAAACAGGAGAGACUUUCAUUUUGCACAGGAAUAUCUCUCGAAGUAUUAUGGCACGGAGGGGGCCCUCGUAGGCAUGCUGGAAGCACCUGACAGCCCCCUGCCCCCGAAGCUCAGGGAGAUGCAGUCGUUCUUCGGUCUCAGGGUCACAGGGAGGCUUGACCACAGUACAAUGGAGAUGAUGCAGGCUCCUCGCUGUGGAGUCCCUGACGUGGAAAAUUACCGCAUCUUUCCUGGGACCCCCAAAUGGAGACACCAUACACUAACAUACAGAAUAGUAAAGUAUACGUCUCAUCUGAGCCGCGCUGAGGUGGACCAUGCGGUUGAGAUGGCUCUGAGCGCGUGGAGCAGUGUUACUUCACUCAACUUUCAAAAGACCUUCAGCGGGGAGGCAGAUAUCAGGAUCUCCUUUGAACUGGGAGCUCACGGAGACGCAUACCCGUUCGAUGGUCCAAGAGGCACACUGGCACAUGCUUUUGCCCCUGCAGAAGGUCUCGGUGGAGAUACUCACUUCGAUGGAGAUGAAUCCUGGACCAUGGGAACCAGUGGUUUCAACUUGUUCACGGUAGCCGCUCAUGAGUUAGGGCAUGCCCUGGGCCUGGCACACUCCAGAGAGCCCUCGGCCUUGAUGUACCCCACUUACAAAUAUCGGAACCCCAAGGGCUUCAAGCUGCCCACAGACGACGUGCGAGGCAUUCAGUCUUUAUACGGUCACGCAACAACGAAGGUGCCUGAGAACCCUCACCCCCCAGCUGCCAUCCCUCCACAGCCUCCAGCGCAUCCCACCCACACCCCCCAUACAUGUGACCCCAGCUUGUCUUUCGAUGCUGUCAUGGUUGUGGGGAAAGAAUUGCUCUUCUUUAAAGAUGGCUUGCUCUGGCGUAGACAGUCCCAGCUGAAUGACGUCAGGCUGGGCUACCUCAGAAGCUCCUUUCCAUAUCUGUUGACAAGUGUGGAUGCAGCUUAUGAUGUCCCAGAGAAAGGAACUGCCUAUCUAUUUAAAGGCUCUCAAUACUGGACUUCAAGAGGAUUUCAGAUGACAGGUAGCCCAAGAUCAAUCUCUGAUUUUGGACUUCCAAGCCGCGUGAGACAUGUGGAUGCAGCCGUUUAUCUGAAGGACAUUAAAAAGACCCUUUUAUUUGUCGAUACUCAGUUUUAUAGUUUCAAUGAAGCCAAACUAAAGAUGGAUGAAGGCUAUCCUAAAAACAUUGAAGAAGAGUUCUCAGGAAUCGGUGGUAAAGUAAAUGCUGCUGUUGAAGUAAACGGGUUCCUUUACCUGUUUUCUGGAUCCAAUGCUUACAAGUAUGACAGCGAACGAGAUGAAGUCACGCGAGUUGUAAAAGCCAACUCCUGGCUCGGAUGCUAGCUUUAAAUUCCAAUGCAAUUCCCACAUUAGGAGGGCACUGGCUGGACAUUUUAACUUUACUUUUCUAGAUAAAAAAAAUAACAAGACCGAGACAUUACAAACAAGGGUUUUUAACGUUUUGUGAAAUACAUUUUUUUUUAAUUACAUUUUUAAUAUUAAUGACCCUUGGGGGGGGGGAAAGAGAAAAGCCUUUGUUUGUUUUCAGGAACAGUUUGUAACUAACACAUUCCGGUUACCCAUGUCAUGCUUGUCUGUGGAAUGAAUCACAGUUUGUAACUAACACAAUCUGGUUACCCAUGUCAUGCUUGGCUAUGGGAUGAACACUGAUCUUCUGCAUUUUGCAAACCUUAAUAGAAAAAAAGAUAAUAUUACAUGGAACUGGAAUAAAAUGGUCUUUUCCUCAUUAAAAAAUUACUUUAAGAAAACAGAAAAGGAAUUGAUCUAUUUUUUUUUUUCUCUCAACUUAUUGUACUGUGUCACCUAAUUGCAAGAUCUUUUUUCUCAUCCAAACGAGGGUAUGGUUUGGGUUUUUUCCUCAUGCACAUCUUUCCAGGGGAAGCUCUCAGAUCUACAAAGUGGAUAUUUUCAGCUCUGUUCAACCUGCUAGAAAGAUCACAACACAGACUUACAGAUGCGUGUUUAUACUAUGAAUGUAUUGCUAAACAUAUGCAAAACCAAUUCUUUCAUUUACUGUGUUCAUGUUUUUAUUUUAUUUUUCUCUGUGGAAACGGAAAGAGUUGUAAACGAAUAUGGGUUCCCCCUAAAUAUUUGUUCCCCCAGGAACAAAUAUUCUGGAAAUAUUUGUUUCCACCAGCGAACAUUUGUUCCCCCCUACAUGCAUGUUUGUUAUUUGUAUGUAAAUGAUGCAGGUAUAAUGCUGGUAAAUGUGAGCAAUGCUUGCAGGCUGUUCUAUUGUUGUAGGUGAGACUGGACCUGUCAGAGGGGACUGGAUGGUACAAGUUUAGGGUUAGUGUUGGGGAAAGUGGUCUUAAAAUUAAGGUUUCAGUUGAAAGUGCAUGGAUAUAGACUUAUAUGCAAAGAAAGAUUACUUAGUUACAAAAACAUAAGAGGGUACAAAUAUUUGGAAGGGGAGCCAAUAUUCCAGAAUAUUUGUUCCCAGUAGGAACGAAUAUUCAUUUCUGGGGAAAUAAAUAUUUGGGGCAAACAUAUAUUCUCUGACACCGUGUUAAAUAUAAAUUAAAUAAAAAUGUACGGCUCAGGAAUGCUCUUCUUCAUUGGU
This is a messenger RNA of Acipenser ruthenus (sterlet), 2742 nucleotides long. Its product is annotated as matrix metalloproteinase-20-like. The record is from RefSeq and is a predicted model, not a curated record. Gene Ontology annotation, cellular component: extracellular matrix. Gene Ontology annotation, biological process: collagen catabolic process; proteolysis; extracellular matrix organization. The transcript has 10 exons. Lineage: Eukaryota; Metazoa; Chordata; Actinopteri; Acipenseriformes; Acipenseridae. The coding region runs from base 36 to 1502 and encodes 488 amino acids. Gene Ontology annotation, molecular function: metalloendopeptidase activity; zinc ion binding.